Messenger RNA from Alligator mississippiensis (American alligator), 2323 nucleotides. It is a transcript of the gene GPR63, whose product is annotated as G protein-coupled receptor 63. The record is from RefSeq and is a predicted model, not a curated record. Gene Ontology annotation, biological process: G protein-coupled receptor signaling pathway. Lineage: Eukaryota; Metazoa; Chordata; Crocodylia; Alligatoridae. The transcript has 3 exons. Gene Ontology annotation, molecular function: G protein-coupled receptor activity. The coding region runs from base 399 to 1658 and encodes 419 amino acids. Gene Ontology annotation, cellular component: membrane.
GGGGUGCUGCGCGCGGCGGGGAGGGGAGCGGAGCGAAGGCGGUGUCCCCCGCGUGCGAGCGAGCGAUGCCGCCCGCCUCGCAGCCCUUUGUUGUGGGCGGGCUGCGGGCGCCGCCGCGAUGCCGGGCCGGGCUGCGGGCUGCCGGCCGCCAGGCUGCUUGGAAAGGGCACCCUUUGCUGAUCAUCACAUCAUGCAACCUCAGAGUACCACAAGAUGACUUUUUCAGGCUAUUCCUAAUUCUGUUCAUGGGACCCUGCCUGGAUAGACAUGGAAGUUGGAGCUCUGCUGUUAAUGGGUAUCUGAUCCCAAUUUGGUCAAUGGCCAAGGAACAUGAUACUGCCCUUACAGGUUGAAAUGCCUUGAAGACUUUUGGCUCUGCAUACAUUCAUCCUGAAGCAAUGGUUUUCUCUGUAUUGUUGACAUCUGCCCAUUCUGGGACAUCAAAUGCUACUUUUAUUGUCUAUGAAAAUGUCUAUACGAAUUUUACUACUCCCCAAUUUCAGAUUCGUAGUGGCACAACACAGCCAUUGAAAUACAGUCCAGGUGCCAUGGUCACCCCUGAGUUAAGUACUUUCCUAGUGAACACUACAGCUAUCCUGCCAUCACAAGAAGUUUUCAAGCGCUUGAGUCUGCCACUCCAGAUCAUUCUUUCUGCUGCUAUGAUAUUUAUACUAUUGGUUUCUUUUUUAGGAAACUUUGUCGUCUGCCUCAUGGUCUACCAGAAGGCUGCCAUGCGAUCUGCAAUUAACAUUCUCUUAGCAAGCCUGGCUUUUGCAGAUAUGUUGCUUGCAGUGCUGAACAUGCCUUUUGCUCUGAUAACCAUCAUUACUACUCGGUGGAUUUUUGGGGAUAUCUUCUGUAGAGUCUCUGCUAUGUUUUUCUGGCUGUUUGUUAUAGAAGGGGUAGCCAUCCUACUCAUUAUUAGCAUUGAUAGAUUCCUCAUUAUUGUCCAGAGGCAAGAUAAACUGAACCCUUACCGUGCUAAAUUUCUUAUAGUUAUAUCAUGGGCUACAUCCUUUAUUGUGGCUUUUCCACUAUCUGUUGGGACCCCUAAUCUGCAGAUACCCUCUAGAGCCCCUCAGUGUGUUUUUGGCUAUUCCACAAGCCCUGGCUACCAGGCUUAUGUGGUUAUAAUAUUGCUUAUUUCUUUCUUUAUUCCAUUCAUGGUGAUGCUGUACUCUUUUAUGGGCAUACUCAACACUGUACGCCACAAUGCAGUUCGUAUCCAUAGCCAUCCUGACAGCAUAUGCCUCAGCCAGGCCAGCAAACUUGGUCUCAUGAGUCUUCAGAGACCUUUUCAAAUGAACAUUGAUAUGAGCUUUAAAACUCGUGCCUUCACAACCAUAUUGAUCUUGUUCAUUGUCUUCAUAAUCUGUUGGGCACCAUUCACCACCUACAGCCUUAUUGCAACAUUCAAUGGCCACUUUUACCACAAGCACAACUUUUUUGAGAUAAGCACUUGGCUCCUUUGGCUCUGCUACCUCAAGUCUGCACUGAAUCCGCUGAUUUACUACUGGAGGAUUAAGAAAUUCCACGAUGCAUGCUUAGACUUAGUGCCCAAGUACUUCAAGUUUUUGCCACAGCUACCUGGUCAUACAAGGAGACGCAUUCGGCCUAGUGCCGUCUAUGUGUGUGGGGAGCACCGGUCAGCCGUGUAAUACUGCAGCUAAUAGACAUGAUGGUUAUUUUCUGGGAUUAUUUGAAUAUAUGUGGUGUUUGUUUAUAAAAUAUGGCUCCUUCAACUGCCAUAUCGCUGACUUAAGUUUUUCAUUACUUUGUGCAAUUUGGAGGAAAAAAGUGAUUGAUUAUAGUUGGUUUACUACCAGAAUAUAAUGUAAACAGAAUUACAGAUGUUACCUCUAGGAUUCAGUUGAAAUCCAUUCUUUUUUAAAAAAAUUACAUUUGUAAUACUUGUCAGGUUUAUGCUUACUAAGCCUGCAAUUGCAUUUAAUUGUAGGGUUUUUUAUGCUGCUAAGGUACAGUAUAUUAAGAUGGUGUAAUUUUUCUGAAUAUGUUGCUGCUUUCUGUCAAGAUAUUAGAGCCAAAAAGUUUCAUUUAAUUUUAACAAGUUAGGAGUUUUGGUGAUGGCAUUGGAAGCCUUUUUUCCCCCUUUUAUUAAUAUUUCAGUUAAUAUUUUGUGCACUUUACAAACUUGAUACAAAAAUCUACUUUGAAUAUUUUGUUGCCAGUUGAGAGAGCUUUUUGGAUAUGGAUUAUUUGACAUGUUAUAGUGUUGCUUUAAUGAAAGACCUGCUUAGCCCUAAGGAGGGCAAUUACUGUUGGUGCACUUAUAAUUAAAACAACUGCUUUGCUGGGGGGGGGG